UCUUCUUUAUGCAUAUAUAUAAAUGUAUAUGGCUUUGGGCUCUUUCCUUUUCUAUAUUUGUUAAUUGACACAGCGGAAUUAGAGGAAGGAAAGAAGUGGAAAAGGUUUUUAAUCCGGGAAAGAGGAAUUCGAUCCUUCUUCUAAUUUCUUGCAUACAAGGAAAGGAGGGAGGCGUUGGGGCGAGUAUAUAUGAGGAGGCCCUCUCUUGUUCUUCCCAUGCCGACUCCCAGAUCUUAAUAAAGAGAUCGCAAGCGCGAGCGAGAGAGAGAGAGAGAGCGACGAUCCCCCUCUCGAACUCGAAUCGGAAGCGUCUCAGAUCGUUCGAAUAAAGGAUGGAGUCGGAUCUUGGAAAACUUUUCAUUGGAGGGAUUUCAUGGGACACUAAUGAAGACCGCCUCCGGGGGUACUUUGAGAGUUUCGGAGAGGUGGUGGAGGCCGUCAUCAUGAAGGACCGGAACACCGGCCGUGCGCGUGGAUUCGGGUUCGUUGUGUUUGCCGACCCCACCGUCGCAGAGAGAGUUGUCAAGGAGAAACACAUGAUCGAUGGCCGGAUGGUGGAGGCGAAGAAAGCUGUGCCGAGAGAUGACCAGCACAUCCUUAAGAGAAACAGCAGUAAUGCCCAUGGUUCUCCAGCUCCUGCUCGCACCAAAAAAAUAUUUGUUGGAGGCCUGGCUUCCACUGUAACUGAGGCCGAAUUCAAGAAGUACUUCGACCAGUUUGGGACGAUCACUGAUGUUGUUGUGAUGUAUGAUCACAACACACAAAGGCCGAGGGGCUUCGGAUUCAUUACUUUUGAUUCAGAGGAUGCUGUGGAUAAGGUGCUUGUUAAGACCUUUCAUGAGCUCAAUGGCAAGAUGGUUGAAGUUAAGAAGGCUGUUCCCAAGGAACUGUCCCCAGGGCCAAGCAUGCGCUUGCCUAUUGGGGCAUAUAACUAUGGUCUGAGCAGGGUCAAUAGCUUUCUCAAUGGUUACACUCAGGGUUACAGUCCAAGCUCCAUAGGUGGCUACGGAAUGAGGAUGGAUGGUAGAUUUGGGACAUUAGCUGGUGGGCGCAAUGGGUUCCCUUCGUUUGGUCCUGGCUAUGGAAUUGGGAUGAACUUUGAGCCUGGGAUGAGCCCCAACUAUGGUGGAAACUCAAAUUUCAAUAAUAGCCUCAGUUAUGGACGGCCAUUGAGCCCUUACUAUAGUGGGAAUUCCAGUAGAUAUAGUAACCCUAUUGGGUAUGGUGGAGGUAGUGGUAGUACUGGGUCUGUUUUCAGUUCAGUGGCUCGUAACUUAUGGGGCAAUAGUGGCCUUACUUAUACUACCAGCUCGGCAAGCUCUAGUGCCUUCAUGGCAUCUGGAAGUGGGAGCCUUGGUGGAUUUGGUAAUAGUAACCUGAACUGGGGAGGUUCCUCUUCUCCUAUUUCGGCUCAAGGUGUGGGCAGUGGUUCAGGCUAUGCUAGUGGGGCUCUGGGUUAUAGAACUGGAGAGAAUAGCUUUGGUUUGGGUUCCAGCAAUUAUGGAAGAAACACUGGGAGUGGUUCUGUUAAUCCCUCCUUCACUGCAUCAAGCAAUGGAUAUGAAGGAAACUAUGCAGAUCCAUAUGGUAGUAGUUCAAUCUAUGGAGACACCACUUGGAGGUCUGCAUCUUUGGAGCUUGAUGGAUCUGGUCCUUUCAGUUAUGGACUUGGCAAUGCAGCUUCAGAUGGCACUGCCAAGGCUUCCACAGAUUAUAUGGGUGGUUAUAAUAUUACCAACAGACAAACAAAUAGAGGAAUCGCUGCCUAGGAGGAUUAUUUUUUCAAAUAUCAGAGUUUAUCGUAGAUGAAGAAUCCAGUGAAUUAGGCGCUUGAUGGUGAACUCAGAUGUUCCCCUAAACUAUAUGGUUUAGUUAAUUAUUUAGAGCUAACCAGAGUUGGCUUCCAAAAUUUAAAUCCAGAGAGUUCAAAUAUAUAGGAUUUUGUGUAUGGUUUGAGAUUUGAGUUUCAUUUCUGCAUAGAGUUUAGGUUUUGUUUUUCGUGGUUUGAUUGAGAUGUAAAAUCAGAUUGCGGGAUAUAUUCAGAAGAGUGUUCUGAUUUAUGCUGGCGCCAUAUAGUCUUCUGCCUUUUUUCAGGAAAGAAAACUUCUGUAAUAUCUGGCAAUGUGAUAGUUAUUGUCAGGUAUGUGCUUUUUUUCUUCUUUUUACUGCAGAUGUACCAGAAACAGGUUGAUUUAUUAGUGUGAAACUUCCAGGGAUACUAUGUGGGUCCCUAAGAAUAAGGCUACUAAAUAUUCUGAUUCAUUUCUAUUAAAAAUUUGCUUU
Messenger RNA from Elaeis guineensis (African oil palm), 2283 nucleotides. Its product is annotated as heterogeneous nuclear ribonucleoprotein 1. Gene Ontology annotation, biological process: regulation of translation. Lineage: Eukaryota; Viridiplantae; Streptophyta; Magnoliopsida; Arecales; Arecaceae. The record is from RefSeq and is a predicted model, not a curated record. Gene Ontology annotation, molecular function: mRNA binding.